UUAAUCGCGCGCGCGUUGCGCGAUCGGUCCGUGACUUCGUUCGGUUUUCGGUUCACCUCUUGCCGACGCGUACGUCGCCGACGGCUACGACGACGACGACGACGAAGACAACGACGAAGACGUGUGCUACUGCUGCUCAAUCGGCCGCGCGCCCAGGACGAGCGCAAUGGAGACGCCGAAGAGCAGCAAGGAGAAGGCGAAGAACGGCAAGGACGUCGACGCCGUUGACGAGGCAAACAAGGUGACCGGAGGACCUCCUGUGGGCAACGCACCGCCUCCGCCUACGCUCAUCAACAAAAUCAAGUAUCAACCUGGUGGACCUGUAAUCAAAAAGGAUAAACGGCAAAGCAGCUCGAGGUUCAACAUAUCGAAAAAUCGGGAACUGCAGAAAUUGCCGCUGUUGUCCGAAACACAACAGGUAAACGAGCGGGAAGAACUUUUUAUACAGAAGCUACGGCAAUGCUGCGUCCUCUUCGACUUCGAGUCCGAUCCGUUGUCGGAUUUGAAAUGGAAGGAGGUAAAGCGUACUGCUCUUCACGAGAUGGUCGAGUACGUAACCAAAAACAAAAACGUUAUUACCGAAGCGAUAUAUCCCGAAGCGGUGAACAUGUUCGCCGUGAAUUUAUUCCGGACGCUACCUCCGUCAUCAAAUCCUAAUGGCGCGGAGUUUGAUCCAGAAGAGGAUGAACCAACGUUGGAGGCGGCUUGGCCGCAUUUGCAGCUUGUCUACGAAUUCUUCUUGCGGUUGUUGGAGUCACAGGACUUCCAGCCGUCCAUAGCAAGACGUUAUAUAGAUCAAAAAUUCGUGCUGCAGCUUUUGGAGCUGUUUGACUCUGAGGACCCGAGAGAGAGGGAUUUUCUUAAAACGACCCUUCAUAGGAUUUACGGAAAAUUCCUAGGACUGAGAGCGUACAUUAGGAAACAGAUCAAUAACGUUUUCUAUCGAUUUAUUUAUGAGACAGAACAUCACAAUGGUAUCGCAGAACUACUUGAAAUUUUAGGAAGUAUUAUAAAUGGUUUUGCUCUGCCAUUAAAGGAAGAGCAUAAGGUGUUUUUGUUAAAAGUCUUGUUACCUUUGCAUAAAGCUAAGUCAUUAUCCGUAUACCAUCCACAAUUAGCAUAUUGCGUUGUUCAAUUUCUGGAGAAGGAUCCGUCGCUGACGGAACCUGUAAUUAGAAAUUUGCUAAAAUUCUGGCCAAAAACACAUUCCCCUAAAGAAGUUAUGUUCUUGAAUGAGCUUGAAGAGAUCUUAGACGUUAUUGAGCCAGCUGAAUUUCAGAAAGUCAUGGAUCCGUUGUUCAGGCAAUUAGCCAAAUGCGUAUCAUCACCGCAUUUCCAGGUGGCGGAAAGAGCUCUCUACUAUUGGAAUAAUGAAUACAUAAUGUCUUUGAUAUCAGACAAUUAUUCUGUUAUCUUACCGAUAAUGUAUCCAGCUUUUUAUAGAAACUCCCGCAACCACUGGAACAAGACAAUCCAUGGUUUAAUUUAUAACGCCCUGAAACUUUUCAUGGAAAUGAAUCAAAAAGUAUUCGACGAAUGUACACAACUGUACUAUCAGGACCGCCAAAAAGAAAAAAAGGUCUUGAAAGAGCGAGAUGAAGCAUGGAUGCGUGUUGAAGCGCUCGCGAUGAGGCAUCCAAACUAUAAUCUGGCAAAUAAAAGCACAACGAAUAACAUCUACACAUCAUCACAACAUAUAGAUAAUUCACCGCCCGACGAAGAUGGUGACACGGAUCAAACUCCGCUUACCUUGGAGAAAAUUGAAGCUAAAGCUAAUGAGGCGAAGAAAAUGACAAAUGUGAACAAAGUGAAACCGCUUUUACGAAGAAAGAGCGAUUUACCGCAGGAUUCGUAUACAAUGCGGGCAUUAUCCGACCAUAAACGCGCCGAUGAAUACCUUGUUACACCGCCAGAUCCUAAUAAUUGCUAGUCUCUACCACAACCACUUCCCAUGUAUCCUCUGUUUUGCUGUAGCAACAUCGGAAGUUAGUUUUCUUUCUAGAAAACGGCGAUAAGGACGCAAAUGAUUUGGCUGAGAGUCUCAUUAUGCGAAAUCAGUUAUGUAUUGUCAUUUCAAUAUAUAUCACAUUAUAUUUGCUUUUUUUAAUAGAAAGAAAAGAAUCUUGCUAUCCCGCCGCGCAUACAUGCGAUUCAAAGAUACAGUGUAGAGGUACUCAUAUUAGAAGCUUACGAAGAAAACUCGUUCUUUAUAGAAAUGCGUUGUAUUUAUUUCUUCAUUACGGGAAAAAACAUUGCGAUUAAGAGGAAGUGUAAUAGUAUCACUAUAAAAGAUGUGCAUGUAAUAAGCAAAGAAAGGCCCUAAAUACAUUAGAAUCGCCAUCAUCGGAAGCAUUCUGAGGUGCUAUCCUCUGCUAUGUUUCAACAAUAAAAUAAUAUACGAAUAAUGUACGUAAAUGAGAUUUAAUUGUGGAUACUACGGUUGUAAUGGAUUUGGUUCUAUUCUAUUCUACAAGAGAUUUUAUACACAGAUGAGAGAUAUGUGUGUGUGGAAAUGUGAUCGAAGAUAUACACGUAUGUGCUCUCGAUGUUGUAACCUAUAUAAUUGCGCUAUGCGAGCUUGUUGUGUUAACAUUCUUGCGAAUGAGGCGUUUCCAUUUAUGUGCAAAUGAUAUAUACAUAUAUAAAUAUACGUACUUGCUUUAACACUACAGGCUCGUUGUAGUAAGAGAAUAAAUAAAUAAAUGAAGACGAAGAAGAAAAAUACACGCCGACGCGCGUAACUUAGGAUGUAUAUGAUAGUGCUAUUUUAAAAAUAAUAGAUUGCUACGAGAAAAUCUGGAUACUUCUGAGUGUACUACUUUUAUAUCUGUCGUGCCUAGAUGCCUGUGGAAAAAAGAAUAUGCCUCCAUGCGGGGCCUAUACAUAUAUUACGAACAGCAAGAUUAAGCAGCGAGUUUACAUGUCGCUUUGCCAAAUAUAAUCGAUAUUACAGAAUUUCAGUAACGCUUGCAUAACAUGUUGUGUUGUUAACUCAUUGAUCUUGAGAUUGAUUGAAAGAUUAUACUGUUGUGGUCCAGGGAUAGAAGAGAGAAGAAUAGAGGAAGAGAAGAAGGAAAAAUACAAUUUAGUCCUUGCGCUACUGGCAGGUUGUUACGUUAAUAAUCGAAAAGAUACCUUGUUGAACAUAGAUAAGAUAAGCACUUAUAUUAAAUAUUAGAAAUUAAAACUACAGAGAUAGAUUUUUAAAA
Molecule: messenger RNA, 3209 nt
Organism: Cyphomyrmex costatus
Lineage: Eukaryota; Metazoa; Arthropoda; Insecta; Hymenoptera; Formicidae
Product: serine/threonine-protein phosphatase 2A 56 kDa regulatory subunit gamma isoform
Exons: 9
Coding region: 167-1930 (587 amino acids)
Biological process (GO): protein dephosphorylation; signal transduction
Cellular component (GO): protein phosphatase type 2A complex; cytosol; nucleus
Molecular function (GO): protein phosphatase activator activity
Source: RefSeq, a predicted model, not a curated record